Messenger RNA from Racocetra persica, 460 nucleotides. NCBI's taxonomy places the organism in Eukaryota, Fungi, Glomeromycota, Glomeromycetes, Diversisporales, Gigasporaceae. The record is from the annotation of a GenBank genome assembly.
UUUAAUGAUACACAAGAUAAUAUUACAGAAGCCUUAGCCGAAGCAGAAAAAUUUACAUUAUCUCAAAAGAGUGUGCUAUCUUCUUUUCUAAUUUUUCUAACAGCCAACCCUUAUGCAAAUACUAACAAAUCAGGAAUGACUAAAACUGAAAUCAUGAAUUUGAUAAAAACUGCAAUGGCAUUCUCAGAGUCUCAAACGGCUCAACAAAAUACUGAUUUGCGGUCUACUAUUAAAUCCUUCCAAGAGACUAUGUCUCGAGCGACUAAAACUCUAGAUAAUAGUAAAAAAUCAUCUAAGAAGAGAGUGGAAGAUAUUGGUAUUAAUCACGUUUUGAGUGACUUAUUAAGAAAAAAUCCAGGUAAACACCCUGCUGAUGAAUAUGAUCAUGAUCCUAUAGAGGAUAUUUCAGAUAGUUUAGCAAGAUUAACAUUAAAUAGUAUCAUAAAAACUGCUAUUAAAC